UCGCUCCCCGGUUCCCGCAGUUCCGUUCCGGUCCCUUCGUGUCCCGCUCCGCCAUGUCCGUGUCCGUGUCCGGCUCCUCCCGGCGCGACGCUCCCGACCCGCCCGAUUUCGGGAUCCUGAAGCGCCUGGCCCGGGACCAGCUCAUCCACCUGCUGGAGCAGCUGCCCGGCAGGAAGGAUCUGUUCAUCGAGCCCGACCUGAUGAGUCCCCUGGACCGAAUCGCCAACGUGUCGGUGCUGAAGCAGCACGAGGUGGACAAGCUGUACCGGGUGGAGACGCGGCCGGGACCCGGCGCCAGCGACCAGCUCUGUUUCCUCGUGCGGCCGCGGGUCCGGACCAUGCGAUACAUCGCAGACAUCGUCAAUGCUGACAAGAUGUCAGGAAGGAGCCGCAAAUACAAGAUCAUCUUCAGCCCCCAGAAGUUCUACGCCUGUGAGAUGGUGCUGGAGGAAGAGGGUGUCUAUGGUGAUGUCACCUGUGAUGAAUGGUCCUUCUACUUGCUCCCCCUGGAUGAAGAUAUCAUCAGUAUGGAGCUGCCUGAGUUCUUCCGGGACUAUUUCUUGGAGGGAGAUCACCGCUGGAUCAACUCAGUUGCUCGAGCCCUGCAGCUGCUGAACUCCCUGUAUGGGCCAUUCAACAGGGCUUAUGGGAUUGGGAGGUGUGCCAAGAUGUGCUACGAGCUGUGGCGAGACCUGGAGGAGGAGAGCGAGAGUGAUGGGCAGGGGAGAAAGGCAGAGAUUGGGAACAUCUUCCUCAUGGACAGAGACAUUGACUACGUCACAGCGCUGUGCUCCCAGGUGGUGUACGAGGGGCUGGUGGAUGACACCUUCCGCAUCAAGUGCGGGAGUGUGGAUUUUGGGCCAGAAGUCACCUCUUCUGACAAGAGCAUUAAGGUGCUGCUCAAUGCCCAGGACAAGAUCUUCAACCAGAUUCGGAAUGAACACUUCUCCAGUGUGUUUGGCUUCCUGAGCCAGAAAUCUCGCAACCUGCAAGCACAAUAUGAUCGCCGCCAGGGCAUGGACAUUAAGCAGAUGAAGAACUUUGUCUCCCAGGAACUGAAAGGACUGAAACAGGAGCAUCGCCUGUUGAGUCUGCAUAUAGGUGCCUGCGAGUCCAUCAUGAAAAAGAAAACCAAGCAGGACUUCCAGGAGAUGAUCAAGGUUGAACAUGCUUUACUGGAGGGUUUUGACAUCCGGGAGAGCACCAGCUUCAUUGAGGAGCACAUUGACCGGCAGGUGUCCCCUAUUGAGAGCCUGCGCCUGAUGUGCCUGCUGUCCAUCACGGAGAAUGGUCUCAAUCCCAAGGACUAUCGCUCCCUGAAGACCCAGUACCUGCAGAGCUACGGGCCCGAGCACUUAUUGACCUUCCACAACCUCAAGCGCAUCGGGCUGCUGACGGAGCAGGCAGCUGGGGAGACCCUGACAGCGGUGGAGAGCAGAGUCAGCAAGUUGGUGACUGACCGAGCAGCAGGAAAAAUUACAGAUGCAUUCAAUUCCUUGGCCAAGAAGAGCAACUUUCGAGCCAUAAGCAAGAAACUGAGCUUGAUCCCACGGGUGGACGGCGAGUACAACCUGAAGGUGCCUCGGGACAUGGCGUAUGUGUUCAGCGGGGCCUACACGCCCCUGAGCUGCAAGAUCAUCGAGCAGGUGCUGGAGCGUCGCGGCUGGCAGGGCCUGGAGGAGGUGCUGCGGCUGCUGAACGGGAGCGAGUUCUCCAUGGCCGACGGAGCGAUGGAGGAUGGCGCUGCACAGCGCGUGGUGCUGGCCGUGUUCAUUGGGGGCUGCAGCUACUCCGAGAUGGCGGCGCUGCGAUUCGUGGGCAGGGAGAGAGGUUACCGGUUCAUCUUCCUGACCACCGGCAUCACCAGCAGCUCCCGUGUGAUGGAGGCCAUGGCCGAGCACAAGGUGUGACAGCGCUGGGGCGGGGCGGGCUGCGCUGCGGGGCCCGGCCCGCUCAAUAAACGCCGCCGUCCAGUCCGA
Messenger RNA from Coturnix japonica (Japanese quail), 1979 nucleotides. RefSeq names its product VPS33B late endosome and lysosome associated (gene VPS33B). The record is from RefSeq and is a predicted model, not a curated record. Lineage: Eukaryota; Metazoa; Chordata; Aves; Galliformes; Phasianidae. Gene Ontology annotation, biological process: vesicle-mediated transport.